Molecule: messenger RNA, 651 nt
Organism: Aspergillus welwitschiae
Lineage: Eukaryota; Fungi; Ascomycota; Eurotiomycetes; Eurotiales; Aspergillaceae
Exons: 1
Coding region: 301-543 (80 amino acids)
Source: RefSeq, a predicted model, not a curated record
CUCUAUAGUACUUGGUCCAGUGCUACCAAUGACUUUUGCCCGUGGAGAUUCUAGUAAGCACUAUCUCUUACUGAAACCUUAGUUGGAAUGAUUCUGUCCUUGCUGGCAAAUAUUCGACGUGGCGUAUGGCCUUGUUUCUGAGCCAGUUUUAACUGGCGCCUUGAAGAUGCAUUGGCUAAUAGAAACGAUGCCUAGCACCUCCGACAUUUUCGAGUACUUAGUGCGCUGCUUCGCAUAUGUGUUGUGGCCGAACUCUGGACUGCUUGGUGCUAGUACUGGGUAUACACUGGUAUUUUACGUAUGUUUGAAACAAGCGGAGUACUGCCAGCUGUAUGUAUGGAGUACUUAGCUAGUGUAUCUUAUCUAGUAAGUAGCUACUGCAGUCAGUUCCUAUCUUGGUACCAGACCAAAAGCACAAAGACCCGGCACAAAUGCUGUAACUGGGAUAGUUUCAACGCCCAUUCAGCCAUGGCGAAGUGGUCAUGUGAAUUACAGUCCGCAGCGGUGUUCCAAUGCUCACCCGAGUAUAAUGUUGAAAUAUAGGGAGAGGAACAGGACAAAUAAACUAGAACAAAAGAUUAAUAAUGAUAAUAAUAAUAAAAUACUCCCAAAGGGAGACAAGAAGAAAGGAAAAUAAAGAAGAAAGGGAAA